Messenger RNA from Sporothrix brasiliensis 5110, 1167 nucleotides. RefSeq lists its product as uncharacterized. The record is from RefSeq and is a predicted model, not a curated record. NCBI's taxonomy places the organism in Eukaryota, Fungi, Ascomycota, Sordariomycetes, Ophiostomatales, Ophiostomataceae. Gene Ontology annotation, cellular component: lipid droplet. Gene Ontology annotation, biological process: lipid storage. Gene Ontology annotation, molecular function: lipase activity. The transcript has 2 exons. Bases 1 to 1167 code for a protein of 388 amino acids.
AUGCCGGUCUGGCUGUCGUAUCCAUCGCGGCCGACGCGCGGCCGAGGCAGUCCGCCGCCGCCGCCGCCCACAGCAGCGACGAAGCACUGCCUCGUCUAUUUCGUGCCGGGCAACCCGGGUUUCAUCGACUACUACGAGCCGUUUCUGUCGACAUUGCGGGCCCGUCUCGACGAGGUGGAGGACACGAAGCGAGCAAGCAGCGGUGGCCGCGACGAUCUGCGUUUCCACCUUCUGGGCCGCAACUUGCUGGGCUUCGAUGACGGCGACGACGGCGGUGGCUCCUACGGGCCCGGCCCGUUCGACCUGGACACGCAGACCCGUGCCGUCUGGGACACGGUGGCAAACGCACGCGUCGACGUAGGGGCCCAGGGCGGGCCACGGCACGGCACCGCGUUUGACGAGGUGGUGCUGAUGGGCCACUCGGUCGGCAGCUACAUUGCCCUUGAUGUGUUUCGCCGGCAGCAGGCCGCCCACCCGAAAGGCCGUCGCAGAGGCCACCGCAACCACCAAAAGACGCACUCGCCAUCCGAAUCGGACAAGGUCGUGCCCGUCGGCGGCACCGGGCACCUCAACCUGCGGCUGGGCGUUUUGCUGUUCGCCACGCUCAACCAUCUGGCUCUGUCGAAACGCGGCCAGAAGCUCGAGCGCGUCCUUCUGACCACACCCGUCGUGUCCGCCUGGGCCGACGUGCUCGCCCAGGCCGUCGUCUGGUGGCUGCUGCCGGUGUGGCUGCUUGCGGCCGUCGUGCACUAUGUGCUGCGUUUCCCACCGCAUGCAGCGGCCGCCACGCUGCGGUUUCUGACCAGCCGCGGCGGCGUCCGCCAGGCUCUGUUCCUGGGGCGAGACGAGCUGCAGAAGAUUGGUCCCGAUGAGUGGGAAGACGAGCUGUGGGAAGUAGCAGCUGCUGGUGGUGACGAAUACGGCGAACGGGGAGACAACGGCAAGCACGCGCGGCCCAAAUUCGUCAUCCUGUUUGGCGAAGACGACCACUGGGUGGACAACGGCGUGCGCGACGAAUUCAUUGCGCGGCGGAACGCGCACGCGGCAAGCCGGACGCAGAUCGUGCUAGACGAGCGCGGAUGGCCGCACGACUUUUGCAUUUGGCAUGGUGAAGAAGUGGCCGAGACGGUAACGACGUGGCUGGAUGAUCUGGCUGAGUCGUUGUAA